UCAAUGUCAAUGCCAAGAUAAAAAUAUCCAAAAAUAAAUAUCAAAACAAAGAUUAAAAAUAAUUUUAAUAACUGUACAGAAUCAGGACCGACAAAAGGAUGAGUGCUCCGCCACCUCCGUGUGAUUGGCAAACCACCAGAAAACUGGUAAAGGAGCGUGGACAAUACCUUCUUGAAACUGGUAUGUGGAGCGACUGUAGAUUCAUUGUCGGUUCUGAACCGAACCAGCAGGUUCUCGAAGGGCAUAAACUAUUCCUGGCCAUGUCGAGCCCCGUUUUUGAAGCCAUGUUUUUCGGUGGCAUGGCCGAAAAAGACCCCAUAGCAAUUUUAGAUGUCCAACCUGAAGCAUUCAAGGCAUUAUUAGAGUAUAUUUACACGGAUAAGAUUAAUUUAACAUCGUUUGAUCAGGCUUGUGAAUUAUGUUAUGGAGCAAAGAAAUAUAUGUUACCUAAUUUGGUUGAGGAAUGUACUACAUAUUUGUGGUCUGAUCUUUACCCAAAAAACGCUUGUAGAGCAUAUGAAUUUGCAAAGUUAUUUGAAGAACCACAGCUAAUGGCUAAAUGUAUCAGGAUUAUUUGUGAUCAAACGCAAGAAGUAUUAACUGAACCAAGCUUUGAAGAUGUUGAACUCAGCACUGUAUUGACCGUUUUUGAUCAGGAUGAACUGAAUAUUAACUCAGAAUUGGAACUAUUUGCAGCAAUCAGUCGAUACGCUGCAAGACAUAAUCAAGGAACAGGUGCGAAGGUACCUAGACUAGAUGAGGGGUUAGCCCAUGCUUCUGGAGAUUGUUUCAACAGUCCAGGUCAACCAUGCAUUCGUGACGCCAUUAAAAAAGUCAGAUUUCUCACUUUGAGCCCCCAACAAUUUGCCGAAAGCCCUGGGAAGUCCACACUAUUGUCAGAAACUGAGAAAUUUGCGAUAUUAAUGAAUAUCUGCUCGACGAGUGCAGGCACUCCUAUGCCUGACGGUUUCUCCACAUCAAGAGUGACACGAAAAAAGACUCCCGACCCAUAUUAUCAUUCUCCUAGUUUUGUUAUGGCAGGACCAGCUCAAAUGGACACAUCUAGAACGUCCAUGAUCAAAUUCAGUUCGUUGGCAUCAGAUUCUACAAACGACAGUUCGAAACGGAUGAUAUGCAACCGUACACUGUUGAGGACGACGGAAUGCAUGAACACUAGUGUGCUCGACUGCGCUGUCACCUUCACGUGCGACAAAAACGUGUGCGUUUUUGGAAUACAGGUCCCUGCUCAGAUUCAUAUGAUGGACGAAGAACGGCAAAUGCAGACGGUUUAUCCAGAACUUCUCUACGCUCAUCUUCUGGACGCCGAAGGAAGUCGUCUAACCUACACCCACUUCACCAGUCGAGUGAACUACACCUCCCUCAUUGAAAUUUCUUUUAAUAGACCAGUGUAUAUUCAAAGGAAUAAGGUAUAUAAGGUAGGCGUGGUUCUGAACAAAGUGGGCUGGUACCCCAUCGGCAGCUACCCCAACCAGUCCACCUGUAACGGCGUCACGUUCACCUUCUCCCAAGGUCAAGGGGGCGAAGGUGGGGGAGUGCGCGACGGUCUAAUACGGUCCAUCAUCUUCUCCAUGCCCCCGACUAACAAUACCAUCAAUACCAACCCCGGUAUUUCCGGUAUUCCGGGCGAUCACAACAUGCAGCCGAGCAUCAUUUAAUAUUUGGAGGACUAUUGAACGUCACGGACGGAAGUUUGAAGGAAUAAAAAGACGUUUUUGAUUAUUAUUUCGGCAUAAGGAAAUAUCUUUUUCUUGAAAAUAUUUUUUUGUCUCGUAUUUUUAUUAUUUUGACAAGGUGAACCAAAAAGUUCGGAACAAAUGGGUAAUUGUUUUAUUGAUCAGUUGAAAGAAGUCCCUAGAUAAUAUAGAGUAGAGAUGAGCGAUACCGUGAUUGGGUCUUGUGACGAACAGGUCCCCACGAUUAAGAGCUUUUAUUUACAACCACAUAUGUAAUACUGAUAUUAGAUACUGACUUUUAAAAAAAUUGAAAGUGUCAAAUUAUCUACAUUUCUUCCCUCUUCCAUUAAGUAGCCCGCUAGACGGCUAUUCCAGCACUGCUUGAUAUACUUUACUAAUGUUGUUCGUUUCUUGUUUAUCAUUUACCGCGUUGGUGUUUUUUUUUCGAUGGUUAUGGAUUCUAACAGUUCCCUUUUUUUUUGUAUUAAACUCAGACUUAAUAAUUUUUACCCCUUCAAAACACCAACGCGGUAAAUGAUAAACAAAAAACGAACAACAUUAGUAAAGUAUAUCAAGCAGUGCUGGAAUAGCCGUCUAGCGGGCUACUUAAAAAUUAAUUUCAAUAAUGUACCUGUAUUAUAUGUUGUCUGUGUGUGCACGUUUGACUUUUAAAAUUAGGAUUAAGUUAUAACAAAAAAUAACAAAUCUACGUUCAGGGUAAGUCAUUAUUGUUGUAUUUUUGUAUUCUAACAUUAUUUUGAUAUGUCAGUCUUUUCCCUUAAUUCUAGCAUUGUCUGUAUCAUGCUGUACGUAGCCCAAAGAGUAGAUGGCUUUUUCUGCCUUGCCAUGUCGCUA
Molecule: messenger RNA, 2549 nt
Organism: Sitophilus oryzae (rice weevil)
Lineage: Eukaryota; Metazoa; Arthropoda; Insecta; Coleoptera; Curculionidae
Product: BTB/POZ domain-containing protein 6-B-like
Exons: 9
Coding region: 99-1676 (525 amino acids)
Biological process (GO): neurogenesis
Cellular component (GO): cytosol; P-body
Molecular function (GO): protein binding
Source: RefSeq, a predicted model, not a curated record